Messenger RNA from Trichogramma pretiosum, 460 nucleotides. RefSeq lists its product as uncharacterized. Lineage: Eukaryota; Metazoa; Arthropoda; Insecta; Hymenoptera; Trichogrammatidae. The transcript is spliced from 2 exons. The coding region runs from base 97 to 447 and encodes 116 amino acids. The record is from RefSeq and is a predicted model, not a curated record.
UUCUCACAAAGACAAGUGCCAUCUUAUUAUUGAUAAUUAAUUAAUAACAUAUCAAAAAUAACAAGUUCUGAUUAAUGUAGGUAAGUCAAGACAAGAAUGUCAGUUUGCAAAAGCACUUUGCGAUCGCAGCGAUUCCUGGGAAUUCUUAUGAAAUGCAUCAAUAUAACGCCGCGUCAGUUGCGCGUGCGUGCAACAUGUAACGCACUCCUGUCCCGACGAGAGUUUCCAUUAUCACUAUUAUUAGAACAAAAAAAAACGUACGGACUCAAGGCAAGUUUGUUGUUGCUACGUCGACUCGAAAAAGUAGUAACUGUCGACACGGCUUGUCGGCUCGACAGAAAGAAGAGCGUAUUUUUACAGUCCAAAGGCCAUAACUACUGUUCAAGAAAGAACAACUGUUCCGUGAAGGGCGGCCGGGAGUUUAUGAAAAUUAGAAUAGUUCGGUGAAUGUUUUUUUGAG